AAAUAGCGCAGCGUGGCGGCCGCCGGCUUCUCCCCUUUGGGGAGGGGAAAUAGGUGAGUCCUGUGGAAGGGAGCGACGCACCGGCCUUGGAAAAGCAGCCAGGCGGAAUUGGCAGGGAUUUCGAGCCGUUAUGCACAGAAAGCCCAGGAGCGCCGAAGUUAACGCCGGUAUCGGAGAGUGGCUUCUCAUCGAGCGGGAAGCGUGACUCGGCACCUUGACCAGCCGCGGGAGUUGGCGGGUUUGAUCAAGUUGCUUGAAGGUGGAAGAAAAUGCAAGAACUUGACAAGAUUGAAAUCUUGAAUCCAGAGUGGAUUUGCCAACCCAAAACUGAUGGCCAAAUUCAGAAUGGUACAAAGCAGAAUAAUUAUGAUGAUUGUGUUGAGAACCUUUUUGAAGAAGCUCGGAAAGUUGGGGCCGUAUGCUCAGAGCAGGCUAAGGUCGAUACAAUUAUUACAUUAUGGAAAAAUGGGUUUACAAUAAAUGAUGGUGAACUCCGAAGUUACACAGAAGUUGCAAACCAGCGCUUCUUGGAUUCCAUUAAAAAGGGGCAAUUGCCUCUCGAGUUACAGAAGAUCUGUGACAAAGAAGAGGUGGAUGUGAAGGUGGAUGAUAAGAAGGAUGAGUUAUAUAUGUCACCGAAGACAGUAUUUCAUCCUUUCUCUGGAGCAGGAUAUCGAUUGGGAAGUGCUACACCUAGAAUAAUUUCCAAAGUAAAAAAAAAAGGUGAAGAAACUGAAAAGAGAAAACCGACAGUAGUGUUAAAUAAUUCAGAACCUAUCACUAGAAUCCAGAUUUGGUUAGCAGAUGGAGCAAGGAUAGUACAAAACUUCAAUAUUUCUCAUAGAAUAAGCCACGUCAGAGACUUCAUAAUUGACUACCAGAGACAUCAAGGAAGAAUACCUUUCAUACUGACUACUUCACUUCCUUUUCGAGAGUUGUUGAAUGAAUCUCUCACACUAGAGGAAGCUAACUUAAAAAAUGCUGUCGUUGUGCAAAGACUUAAAAAUAAUAUUGAGCCUUUCCGGAGUUUCUCUUCUUAGUAUUCUCUACUUAAAAGAAAGAACAGUUGCAGGAAAUGUCUUGGAAAUGUGGAAGACAAAAUCCAUACAGUAGGUCCCCAGUGGCGAUUAUUUUAACGUAGAACAUUCGACUGUUAGUUGAGUGAUUUUAGCUGAAUCACCUCCACUUAGGAAUAGCAAUAAUUCCUGUGUUUUAUAUGACAUCUACAAUGCUGCUUUGAAAAGAUAUGCAAUGUGUAUGCUGAACCCCAAAGGUUUAUAUAUAUAUAUAUUGUUUGUUUGUUUUAAAUAGCCUGGCAGAAAGUAAUAGAGCCAACCUUACUGAACUGGGCAUUCUGUCACCAGUAAAGAAACGUGUAGGGAAAAAAUCUUGAACAUUUCUGUAAGUUUGAAGUUGAAAAAUUUUUGAAAGCACAAUUUGACUUCAUUCUUGCUUACUUUUUAUCUGUUAUAGUUUGAUAUAUUUUAUUCUAUCAAUGUUACGGUAGGAUAUUGACAUAACUUAAUAUAUAGAUUUCAUUUGUACAGAAAAAUACCACAGGUACAGUUUUUAAGCGUAGUGGCUGUUUCUUUUGAAAAUUCAUCUCCCAAUUUACGUUUUAGGACCGUGAUGGUGAACCUAUGGCACACGUGCCAGAAGUGGCACAUGGAGCCAUAUCUGUGGGCAUGCAAGCUUUGCCCUAGCUCAGCUGCAACACGCAUGCGUGCGCUGGCCAGCUGAUUUUGGGGCCUUCCAGGCCCACCGGAAGUUGGAAAACUGGCCAUUUCAGGCCUCCAGAGGGCCUCUGAGCGGGUGGGGGAGGCCAUUUUCGCCUUUUCCAGGCUUCAAGAAAGCCUCUGGAACCUGGGGAGGGCGAAAAACAGGCCUACAGGGCCCACCGUUAACUUUUUUGCCAUCACAUGCCAAAAGCCACGCGGCAUGCACGGGAGGGAAUGGCACGGGCGGGGGGCAUUGCAUUAUGGGUGUGGGCAUGCACGGCUUCCCCGCUUUUGACACGCAACGGCAAAAAGGUUAGCCAUCACUGUUUUAGGAUAUCAGAGGAGCAAAUGAUUAAAGCAACAUCAUGUCACAACCUCUUUCAUAUGUAUAUAUAACACACACAUACACAUGAAAGGGUCAGAGCUUAUGAUGUGAUUCUGGUUUUACUAUUUUGACAAGUGUAUACCCUAGAGAGGUGUGACUGUACAUGUGGGAAUAAUUCCACAUGUAAUAAUUCCACUUUAAUUAUAUGGGCAUACCUCUGAAUAGACCUAAAUUUCAACUGCAUUUUAUGCCAUUAAAAACAGAGAAAUACAUUAUCUGUAGUCCUGAAUGAUUUAUUUAGAACUCAGCUCUACUGCUUUACUCCUGAGGAAUGUUUCGGUUGUUAGUUUUCAGAUUGAAACACUGAAUAAGGAGUCUGCCUACUACAGUAUAUAAGAAAUAACGUUCAGCUUUAAAAGGCAAGCCUUCUGUCUUUGGUUUUCUAAAUAGACGCAAGCUUUGAGAAGUAACCAUUAAGAAAUGAAGCAGAUUUAAGUGCAGUUUUAGAACUACACAUUUGAAUUUAUUCAAAGGCGGAUGGUUUAGGUUAUAAAACAUACAGUUUUGAUCAUUAAAAAUGUCUUGGCAGAUGGCAGCUCUGGAUAGUCUCAUCUGAAUUUGGAAGCUAAGCAAGACCAGCCUUGAUUGCAACUUGAAUGGGGAAGCUGCCAAGGAAUCCUGAAGGUGUAGAGUAGGCAGUAAAUUCAAGAAACAAAAUCCCAUAAGGAAGAGGCACACAAGUUCGGUACUGUUGCCAAAAUUCUGCUAAAACAUUUCUAUGAAAUUAUCAACUCAAACAGUAAUUUGUCAUUUAGGAAGUCUGAAAUCAUUAGAAAUGCCUUUUAUCAUGUUGGUUUGAUGGGGUAUCAAGUGGAACCAUAUUAUUAAGUCCUCCUACCUGCAAAAUUAUUCUAAUUAUUCAUUUAUUACACCUAACAUUUUAAAAAUGCUGGAUGUAAAAGAAAUAAUAACAAUCAUUUGAAAAAUUAUAAUCUGGCUUGAUAUUCAAAGGAAAAGGGGAUAAGAAGAAAAUUGGGCAGAAUCCUAAUUCUUCAUAGCUAUGGAUCAGGAGAAAUGGCCUGGAGGAGGCAAGUCACAAUGGGGCCAACUUGCAGAGGAGAACCGCCUUGCUUUCUGUGGAUAAUUCAAACAUGUAUAUUCCAAAAUGCCCUGCUCUGCAUCACCUGACAAAGUCACUUUCAGGAAUAAGAACAGCUGCAUGGGACUUGAACAUGGCUCCUGCCACAUUAGCAGGAACUAGAAUUGAAUAAUUAAGUCUGCCCCUGCUAUCAUGUUCAAUUUUUUUUUACUAUUAAAUUAAGGACUAUAAGUGAGCUUUGUAGCUGGGACAUUUUUUUCUUUGAUGAUCCAUCUCAGAAAAUAAGGCCUCCUUUCUCCAUUUGUGCUGCAACGAAGGCAUCAGACAAAUUAUCCCAGAAUACCUGUUGUGUUUUGUUUUUUUAAAAAAAUACAUCAGAAAUGGGAUUUUGCCAUUAGGAUAUAUUACUUGGCCUUAUUUGUUAAUUCCAUUGUUUGUUGCUUUUUUUUGCAUGGCUGGAUAUGCAUCCAAUUUAAUUUUUUCUCCCUUAUUGUGGUAUGCGAGCCAAGGCCUUUUAGAUUAUGAAUUUUGGCUUGUAACUUAAGAAUGAUGUGUGAACAGCCAGUAAUGGCUAACUUAUUGACUCAUCAUUGAAUAAAUCUUAGCCUAGCAAAGUAUAUAUCCAGUACUUUUUGUCUCUAAAUAACUAUGUUUUAGCAAAAGCACAGAAAUGUAUAUACUGCUUCACAGUGCUUUCCAGCCCUCUCUAAGCUGUUUACAGAGUCAGCAUAUUGCCCCCGACAAUCUGGGUCCUCAUUUUAGCCACCUUGGAAAGAUGGAAGGCUGCGUCAGGAUUGAACUGCCGGCAGUCGGCAGAUUUAGCCUGCAAUACUGCAUACUAACCACUAUGCCACCACACCUUGGGAGAUUUAGGUCACCCAUCCUGUGGGGUUGCCUUUUUUACCUUUUUUCUACACAUUUCAUUUUAGUGUAAAUUAUGAUAGCCUGCUGAUGCAUCAUAAUGGUGCAGUGAGUAUUGUUAGGUAGCCAAGGGGGUUUCCUACAUCCCAAAGCUAAACAUCAGAGAUCCUCCUAGAUUCAAACUUGGUUUUACUUUAUUUGUAUAGAUUUGUAUAAUGCUUGGUUUUACUUUAUUUGUAUAGAUUGAGCCAAUUAAUAUACCAAAGUAAAGCAAAAUAAGGCUUUGUGUGAUAUAUUAUUAUUAGGGCCGGUUUAGCUCUGCCUGGUAAGGCCUGUUAUUAAGAACACAAAGCCUGCAAUUACUGCAGGUUCGAGCCCGGCCCAAGGUUGACUCAGCCUUCCAUCCUUUAUAAGGUAGGUAAAAUGAGGACCCAGAUUGUUGGGGGGGCAAUAAGUUGACUUUGUAAAUAUAUACAAAUAGAAUGAGACUAUUGCCCUAUACAUUGUAAGCCGCCCUGAGUCUUCGGAGAAGGGCGGGGUAUAAAUGUAAAAAAAUAGAAAACAAAUAUAUAUAUAUAUAUAUAUAUGACCUUGGUCUCUUCCAUCUGCAAAUUACCUCUAGCUAGUGACCAAGAGGAGGAGCUAAGAGAUUAAUAUCAUCCCUAGACCAAAAUGAAUUUUAAGCACUUUUUAAAAAAAUUAUGUAUGGAUGUGUACAUGUAUUUUUUUUAAUUAGUUAAAUGCUUUAAUACAGAACUAGCUGAUAAUAAAUGAUAAUUAUGAUCCUCCAAGUCCAUUCUUUUGCAAAAACCAAUAUGAAAUAUCAUCUCACAAUUUGAAACAGAAUAUAAUUUUAUUUCUAUUACCGUUGUAUCUUCUUUUGUGUAAGAAUUGAUUUUACUGAUGCAGACUAAUGGGUAUUAUUAUUUGUAAAUUCCUGCAAUGAAAUAAAUCUAAACAUUCUUCAAAAUCAUUAAAACUUUGCAAAGUUUACAGAC
Messenger RNA from Ahaetulla prasina, 5001 nucleotides. RefSeq names its product UBX domain protein 2A (gene UBXN2A). The record is from RefSeq and is a predicted model, not a curated record. Bases 270 to 1040 code for a protein of 256 amino acids. Gene Ontology annotation, cellular component: nucleus; cytosol. The transcript has 7 exons. Gene Ontology annotation, molecular function: ubiquitin binding. NCBI's taxonomy places the organism in Eukaryota, Metazoa, Chordata, Lepidosauria, Squamata, Colubridae. Gene Ontology annotation, biological process: Golgi organization; membrane fusion; autophagosome assembly.